AAACAGAGGAAAUAAAAAGCGGAUAAAAGUUUUGUUUUUUUUCCGUAAGCGUAGAAGAAAAUUGAAUGGCUGUGGCUACAGCUCCGUCGCUAAACCGCCAUUUCCCCCGCCGCAUCUCGAACCUUUACUCGAGAGUUAAGCAACGAAGGCCAUGGCUGCCACCAGGAGACGCGACCCUUUUCAAUUCUCGCCGGAAUUGGGAUUCCCAUCUGUUUGUUUACGCUUCCUCUUCUUCUUCUCCGUCGUCGUCGCCUCCGUCUCCAAAUUCACCGACGGAUGAUCUCACGGCAGAGUUGUGCGUCAAUACUGGUCUUGAUCUCUUUAAGAGAGGACGGGUGAAAGAUGCUCUUGUUCAGUUUGAAACUGCACUGAGUUUGGCUCCAAAUCCUAUUGAGUCACAAGCUGCUUACUAUAACAAAGCAUGUUGUCAUGCUUACCGGGGCGAAGGAAAAAAAGCUGUGGAUUGCUUGCGAAUUGCGUUGAGAGAUUAUAAUCUGAAGUUUGCCACGAUUCUUAACGAUCCUGAUUUAGCAUCCUUUCGCGCAUUACCCGAGUUUAAGGAGCUGCAAGAAGAGGCUAGGUUAGGCGGGGAAGAUAUUGGCGAUAAUUUCCGGAGAGAUCUGAAACUUAUCAGUGAAGUACGAGCACCGUUUCGUGGCGUUAGAAAAUUCUUUUAUUUUGCAUUUGCAGCAGCAGCGGGUAUCUCAAUGUUCUUUACCGUACCAAGACUGGUUCAGGCAAUUAGAGGCGGUGAUGGUGCUCCAAAUCUUCUGGAAACUACGGGAAAUGCUGCAAUUAACAUUGGAGGUAUUGUUGUUAUGGUUUCAUUGUUCCUUUGGGAAAACAAGAAAGAGGAAGAACAAAUGGUUCAAAUAACUCGAGACGAAACUCUUUCCCGGUUGCCUCUACGCCUGUCAACCAACCGCGUUGUUGAACUUGUGCAGCUAAGGGAUACAGUUCGACCUGUUAUUCUAGCUGGGAAAAAAGAGACUGUUACACUUGCGAUGCAAAAAGCAGAUAGGUUCAGAACCGAGCUCCUAAGACGAGGUGUUCUCUUAGUUCCUGUGGUAUGGGGUGAACGCAAAACACCGGAAAUCGAGAAAAAAGGUUUUGGAGCUUCUUCAAAGGCAGCUACAUCUCUUCCUUCAAUUGGGGUAACGAAAAGAUUCUGUCUUUGAAAAAAACAAACAAAAUAUUCUCAUUUUGCAAAACAGUGAUGUUCUCUUAACUUGAUAGGAAGAUUUUGAUACACGGGCUCAAUCGGUUGUAGCCCAAUCGAAGCUGAAAGGUGAAAUCAGGUUCAAGGCCGAGACUGUUUCGCCUGGUGAAUGGGAAAGGUGGAUAAGAGAUCAACAGAUAUCUGAAGGAGUUAACCCGGGCGAUGAUGUGUACAUCAUACUGCGGUUAGAUGGUCGAGUCCGCAGAUCGGGUAGAGGGAUGCCGGAUUGGGCUGAGAUAUCGAAGGAGUUACCGCCAAUGGAUGACGUUCUCAGCAAGUUAGAAAGAUGAAACUGUGAAGCUUUCUUAAUUCUUACAUAUUGUAUCUUCGUAAAACCUUAGAAUUGAGUAGAGAGAACUCAUGGGAGAAGAAAAGGUCUGUAUUGUUUGUUUGUGUUCAGAAGUCCAUGAAAUUGAUAUUUGUGUAUGUGAACACAGUUUUUGCAUUGUCAAAAGAAAAUAUUUCUAUUAA
Messenger RNA from Arabidopsis thaliana (thale cress), 1690 nucleotides. It is a transcript of the gene LPA1, whose product is annotated as tetratricopeptide repeat (TPR)-containing protein. The transcript is spliced from 8 exons. The record is from RefSeq and is marked reviewed. The coding region runs from base 66 to 1178 and encodes 370 amino acids. Gene Ontology annotation, cellular component: chloroplast thylakoid membrane. NCBI's taxonomy places the organism in Eukaryota, Viridiplantae, Streptophyta, Magnoliopsida, Brassicales, Brassicaceae.